AUGUCGGCUCCGGGUCCGACAUGUCGUGAUGCUAAUAGCUUCAUGUUUCUGCGCUGCGAGGCAGGAGAGCUGGACGGAGACCUCGGCCUUGUCAUCCACUCUAAGUGUGAUUGUCAUGGACAGACUCUGGAGGAGGGUGGAGACUAUGAUUCCUCAAGCCACCACCAGGGGGAGUCAGGAAACAGCUCACGAGCAAACAUCCUGACGUUUAAACAGGAACUACUGACCAUCUCCAAUGUUGCUGUGGCAGAGUGCCCCCCCUCUCCGCCCCGCACCGCACCCCCCACCAUGAAGUCAGCUAACUUCUUUGACCAAAUGGAGCAGGUACCAGAGGCUGCAGAGAUGAAGACCGUCCCUCAGAGACAGAAGGACGACUACAUUCCUUAUCCCCGGAUUGAGGAGGUGUUGGAGAGGGGGGGGCCGUACCCUCAGGUGAUCCUGCCUGAGUUCGGAGGUUACUGGAUCGAGGAUGCUGAGGCUCCUCAGGCUGCGGGGGAGGAGGGGGGGGCGCUGGGAGGAACAGAGGAGCAUUAUGGGUACCGACUGGAGGAGAAGAGCGAGGCGGUGCGGGCGUACAGGAAGCACUUCUUAGGCCGGGAACAUCUCAACUUCUCAUGUUCGCUGAGCAUUCUGGGAAAUCUGCUGCUGUCAGUAAGACACGAGGAGGAGAGGGAGCAGGAGUACCUGCACGUUAUCAUCAGGUCUCGAGUGAAAAGUGUUUAUCAGAGACUGACGCUGACUGACCUGCCCGACAUCCCCAGUGUCCCAGAGCUGGCCAAGCUGUUGUGUGAUGAAGCCACAGAUCUGAGGUUCAGUCCCGUCCUCUACCCGAAGGCGUCGCAGCUGAUCUUAAACUAUGACGAGCACCAGGUCAACAACACGUUCAAGUUCGGAGUCAUUUUACAGAGAUUUGGUCAGGUGUCGGAGGAGGAGCUGUUCAGGAACACCGAGGAGACGUCAGCGUUCACAGAGUUCCUGCAGCUGCUCGGAGACACAGUGGAGCUGCAGGACUUCCAAGGGUUCCGGGGGGGUCUGGACGUGUCCCACGGACAGACGGGUUCUCAGUCCGUCUUCACCGUCCACAGACAACAGGAGAUCAUGUUCCACGUCUCCACCAAACUGCCUUUCACUGAGGGAGACGCACAACAGCUUCAGAGGAAACGCCACAUAGGCAAUGACAUCGUGGCGAUGGUGUUCCAAGAAGAAGCCACGCCGUUCGUCCCCGACAUGAUCGCGUCCAACUUCCUCCACGCCUUCGUCCUGGUGCAGGUGGACCCGCCCGGCGCCGGCAGCACCAGCUACAAGGUGUCCGUCACAGCACGAGAGGACGUCCCUCCCUUUGGCCCGCCCCUCCCGAGUCCGGCCAUCUUUAAGAAGGGUCCAGAGUUCAGAGAGUUUCUUCUCACUAAACUCAUCAACGCAGAGUUGGCCUGUUACAAGAGCGAGCGCUUCUCCCGCCUGGAGGAGCGUACUCGCGCCGCCCUGCUGGACAGCCUCCACGACGAGCUGCAGAGACGCUCCCAGAGCAUGCUGGGUAUUUCCUCAGACCUGGAGGAGGACGGUCGAGCUGACAACGGACCCCCCCACGGAGGCCUGCUGGAGUCCAUCAAGAGGGCGAUGCGAGGACGGAGCGUCUCCAUGGAAACGAUGUCGCGCGGCGCGGCGGGCCUGCCCACCAGUCUGAGUGGGGGGGGUCUGGCACACAUGAGCAUGGAGUGUAACGUCCGAUCUCCUGUGAAACGGCGCUCGGGGCUUUUCCCUCGUCUGCUGAGCAUCGACAGCCAAACAGAGAAGCACAACCAGCGGAGUGUCCUCAGCGAGCAGAGGAGCUUCGACAGCUGCCAGCCCAACCCGGGGGGGGGCUCCGAGCUGCCGUCCAAUCCCAGCUCUCCAGAGGCGGGACAACGGGACAGGAUUCACGUGAAGGAGAGCAGUCGAAUCUCCAGAUCAACGUCCAGCAGCUGCAGCUUCGCUCCGACUGCUGAAGACACCUCGAGACCUCUCAGCUGCAACACGCAGACUGCAGAAGGUCAAAGUUCAGGUCCCCUCAUUGUGUGUCACAGCCCAAUAGAGGUGAAAAACAAAAACUCUCCGAGAUCAAAUCUCAAGUUUCGAUUCGACAAGCUGAGCCACUCUGCUGCACAGGGACAUUAGACUGAGGAACCUCAGCAGUGAGUCUCAAGUGCUGAGUUUCCACAACAACAUGAAGGAGGAGGAGGAGGAGG
Messenger RNA from Limanda limanda (common dab), 2225 nucleotides. Its product is annotated as rap1 GTPase-activating protein 2-like. The record is from RefSeq and is a predicted model, not a curated record. Gene Ontology annotation, molecular function: GTPase activator activity. Bases 1 to 2154 code for a protein of 717 amino acids. Lineage: Eukaryota; Metazoa; Chordata; Actinopteri; Pleuronectiformes; Pleuronectidae. The transcript has 25 exons. Gene Ontology annotation, cellular component: cytoplasm; plasma membrane. Gene Ontology annotation, biological process: activation of GTPase activity; regulation of small GTPase mediated signal transduction.